Molecule: messenger RNA, 2981 nt
Organism: Lontra canadensis (Northern American river otter)
Lineage: Eukaryota; Metazoa; Chordata; Mammalia; Carnivora; Mustelidae
Gene: MFN1
Product: mitofusin 1
Exons: 18
Coding region: 123-2351 (742 amino acids)
Biological process (GO): mitochondrion localization; mitochondrial fusion
Cellular component (GO): mitochondrial outer membrane
Molecular function (GO): GTP binding; GTPase activity
Source: RefSeq, a predicted model, not a curated record
CCGGGAUUGGGGAGCCCGGUCUGGGGCUGGCGCUCGCGGGGCGGUGGUGAGGUCCGGUCCCUAGCUCUGCUGGCGGCGUUCCAGCGCCCGGUGUGGAAGGCCUUUCCUGUGGAAGUAACACAAUGGCAGAAACUGCUUCUCCACUGAAACACUUUGUGCUGGCUAAGAGGGCAAUUACUGCAAUCUUCGACCAAUUACUGGAGUUUGUUACUGAAGGAUCCUAUUUUGUUGAAGCAACAUACAGGAAUCCAGAACUUGAUCAAGUAGCUACUGAGGAUGAUCUGAUAGAAAUACAGGGUUAUAGAAACAAGCUUUCCAUCAUUGGUGAGGUGCUGUCUCGGAGACAUAUGAAAGUGGCAUUUUUUGGCAGGACAAGCAGUGGGAAGAGCUCUGUUAUCAAUGCAAUGUUAUGGGAUAAAGUCCUCCCUAGUGGGAUUGGCCAUACAACCAAUUGCUUCCUGAGUGUUGAAGGAACUGAUGGAGAUAAAGCCUAUCUUAUGACAGAAGGAUCAGAUGAAAAAAAGAGUGUGAAGACAGUUAAUCAGCUGGCUCAUGCCCUUCAUAUGGACAAAGACUUGAAAGCUGGCUGUCUUGUACAUGUAUUUUGGCCAAAGGCAAAAUGUGCCCUCUUGAGAGAUGACCUGGUUUUAGUGGACAGUCCCGGUACAGAUGUCACUACAGAGCUGGAUAGCUGGAUUGAUAAGUUUUGCUUAGAUGCUGAUGUCUUCGUUUUGGUAGCAAACUCUGAAUCAACUCUAAUGAACACGGAAAAGCAGUUUUUUCACAAGGUAAAUGAACGACUUUCCAAGCCUAAUAUUUUCAUUUUGAAUAAUCGUUGGGAUGCCUCUGCGUCAGAGCCAGAGUAUAUGGAAGACGUACGCAGACAGCACAUGGAAAGAUGUCUGCAUUUCUUGGUGGAGGAGCUUAAAGUUGUGGAUCCUUUAGAGGCACAGAAUCGUAUUUUCUUUGUUUCUGCAAAGGAAGUUCUUAGUGCUAGAAAGCACAAAGCACAGGGAAUGCCAGAAGGUGGUGGGGCACUUGCUGAAGGAUUCCAGGCGAGAUUACAGGAGUUUCAGAAUUUUGAACAAAUCUUCGAGGAGUGUAUCUCGCAGUCAGCAGUGAAAACAAAGUUUGAACAGCACACUAUCAGAGCUAAACAGAUACUAGAUACUGUGAAAAACAUAAUGGAUUCAGUAAACGUGGCAGCAGCAGAGAAAAGGGUUUAUUCAAUGGAAGAGAGGGAAGAUCAAAUUGAUAGACUGGACUUUAUCCGAAACCAGAUGAAUCUUUUAACACUGGAUGUUAAGAAAAAAAUCAGGGCAGUUACAGAAGAGGUGGCAAACAAGGUUUCCUGUGCAAUGACAGAUGAAAUUUGUCGACUCUCCAUUUUAGUUGAUGAAUUUUGUUCUGAGUUUCAUCCUACUCCAAGUGUGUUGAAAGUAUAUAAAAAUGAGUUAAAUAAGCACAUAGAAGAUGGUAUGGGAAGAAAUUUGGCGGAUCGGUGUACCAAUGAAGUCAAUGCUUCAAUGCUUCAGUCCCAGCAAGAAAUUAUUGAAAAUUUGAAGCCAUUACUUCCAACUGGUAUACAAAAUAAACUACAUACACUGAUUCCUUGCAAGAAAUUUGAUCUCAGCUAUGACCUAAAUUGCCACAAGUUAUGUUCAGAUUUUCAAGAGGAUAUUGUAUUUCGUUUUUCCCUGGGCUGGUCUUCCCUUGUCCAUCGUUUCUUGGGCCCAGUGAAUGCUCAGAGGGUGUUGCUAGGAUUAUCAGAACCCAUCUUCCAGCUUCCCAGAUCUUUAGCUUCUACUCCCACUGCUCCAACCAAUCCAGCAACUCCAGACAGUGCAUCACAGGAAGAACUCAUGGUCACCUUAAUAACAGGAUUAGCUUCUCUCACAUCUAGAACUUCUAUGGGCAUCAUAGUUGUUGGAGGAGUGAUCUGGAAAACUGUAGGGUGGAAACUCGUAUCUGUUUCAUUAAGUAUGUAUGGAGCUUUGUAUCUUUAUGAGAGGCUGACCUGGACCACACGUGCCAAGGAGAGAGCCUUUAAACAGCAGUUUGUGAACUAUGCAACGGAAAAACUGCAGAUGAUUGUUAGCUUCACCAGUGCAAACUGUAGCCAUCAAGUACAACAGGAAAUGGCAACCACUUUUGCUCGCCUGUGCCAACAAGUUGAUAUUACACAAAAACAUCUGGAAGAAGAAAUUGCUAGAUUAUCCAAAGAAAUAGAUCAGUUGGAGAAAAUACAAAACAAUUCAAAGUUCUUAAGAAAUAAAGCCGUUCAACUUGAAAAUGAACUGGAGAAUUUUACUAAGCAGUUUCUACAUUCAAGCAAUGAAGAAGAAUCUUAACAGUAGAGAUUGCUUUGGUGAUCAUCAUAGGAGAAAAUGGAACUUGGAAGAUUGGGACAGUUGUUUAUGAAAUGACUUUAAAUAUGAAUUAUACUAACUGUACCUAAAUAGCAAAUCCUUGUGUAGAUUCUGGUAAUUAUCUAUCUCAGGGUGUUUGCAUUUCUGAAGAGUGUUGUGAUGUAUUUUUAAUUUUAAUUUUGGGUAAAGAAAGGCUAAAUUGUGUUAAAAAUGAUGAAUUAGUUAAAAGCAACAGAACCAACUAUGUGACCCCUGAGGGGUGGGGCCUUGUUCUUAAUUAGGGCUCUCUUUGUUUUUGAUUCUGAAAAACUCUGCUUCCUGGCAUCCAGGAGUUAGAGAAUGCUCCUUUCGCCUUUUCUCAAAACUAAUUUUUGAUGCCCGCCUUAAUGGGAAUAGCCAUUUGUUUUUGUUGUUUUAUAAAUAGUAAUGCUCUAUCAAGGAGGAGUGUGGAAAUGUUCUUGAGUGUAUUGUUGAUGCAAGUUACAAUCACUUUUGCCAUCCUGGCAGAUAUGUAAACCACUAAUAUACUGUUUUUACUCCCUCUUUUUUCCCAUUAAAACGGAUGUAAAAUAGUAUAAAGGUUUGUUACUAUAAAGUCUCUUUAAAAAGUAU